CCGGCGACCAAUUACGUAUACACGUUGGUUACUCCCUUGAAUCUGUAACUCGUCACUUAACUCGAGGCAUCUUCUUUCAACCCUCGAUCUAAUUGAAUUUGACUUAUCAAUUACCGUAUCGUCCAACAACUCUACAAAAUAUCUAUCAUCCUUGAGUCGAUAAGGACGACGCUAGAAAGGACCCUCGACAGGCUCGACAUGCUCCAUAAAUUGAGAAGCUCCCGCGCCACCACUUAAACGUUGCUCAAGCUCCCUUUGGUCUCGCACGUCUCGUCUUCGAAUAUCGGUCUGCUUUCUUCCAACGUCGCCUCUACGUAUCUUGCCGUAACACGCCGAAGCUUCCGCGGCGACCACCGACACAAUAAUCAUGAGGUUCCUGACGGGACUGCUCGUGUUGGGCAUGUCCCUUUGGACAACCCAAGCUUAUGAGAUUGGACUGAGCGAGAAGGAGGGCUAUCAAGAAUACUGUACCGGCAUGUACAGCAAGACCUCAUGGGGUGGACCCGUUGACCCAUUCAUCCUCGUCAAGUUCCUCAACACCAGCAACUCCGAUGUCAAGGAUCCGAUUGCGAGUCUGGUGAUAUUUGAGUGGAAGGACCGAAAUCUUGUUGGAAUCCCUGAUCCGAAUACUCCCGGCAACCGACUUGGCGUCUGCGGUGACGAUUUCGUCAAGCAAGGUUACUGUAACAAGACCGAUAUUGGCAAAUUCAUCCUGCAUCCCGAUGUCGACAAGAAGUCUUCGAGCGUGGUUCUCACAAAGGCUGUCCACCUCAACGAUGCGGCUCCAAUCAACUAUGCUAUCAAGAAGACCGGAUACUACUGCGUUCUUACAGAUGUGGUCAACACAAAGAAGUACGACCUAGUAGUCGAAUAUCGCAACGCUUAUGGCGAGCUGGAGGCAACCCAGAUUCCCAAGUUGCCCUUCUAUGGUGGCAUGAGUAUCUUGUAUGCUCUCCUUGCUGCCUACUGGGGUUUCUUGUACUAUCAGCACAGGCAUGAUAUCUUGGCUGUGCAAAACUACAUCACGGCCAUUCUCAUUUUCCUGGUGGUGGAAAUGCUCAUAACAUGGGGUUUCUAUGAAUACCAGAACCGUCAUGGCUCGAAUGUUGGCUCAAAGGUUUUCCUUACCAUUGUUGGAAUUCUUAACGCUGGCCGAAACUCAUUCUCGUUCUUCUUGCUGCUCAUUGUCUGUAUGGGCUAUGGUGUCGUGAAGCACACCCUCGGUAGGACCAUGAUUAGGGUGCGAUGGCUUGCAGCGGCCCACUUCCUGUUCGGACUGGUCUACUCACUGACUUUCCUCUCCAUCACCCCUGAGACAGCUGGCCCAUUCGUGCUUCUGAUCGUCCUACCCCUGGCGGGCACACUGACUGCCUUCUAUGUCUGGACACUCAACUCACUCAACUGGACACUCAAGGAUCUCCGCGAGCGAAAGCAGCACGCAAAGGAAGCCAUGUACCGAAAGCUCUGGUGGGCCAUCCUCAUCAGUGUCAUGGUCAUCUUUGGUUUCUUCUUCUUCAACAGCUUCACCUUUGCCUCAGCCAGCGAUCCCGACUUUGUUCCUUUCCACUGGAAGACACGAUGGUUCAUCCUCGAUGGCUGGCUGAACGUUGUCUACUUUGCUGACGUCGCAUGGAUCGCCUACCUUUGGCGUCCUACUUCCAACAACCGCCGCUUUGCCAUGAGUGAUGAGAUUGCUCAAGAUGACGAUGGCAACUUUGACCUUGGCGAUAUCGGUGUUCCAGGAGAAGACUCGGAUGACGAGGACGUCGAAGUGGGCAAGACUCGCAACGACUCAAGCAACGCCAAUGGCCUCUCCUUUUCAAGUGCGUCGCAGAGCAGCGCUCAACCACCCAGAAACAUUACUCGUACCGCUCCUCGUGAGUCACUAGAGAAUGAGACCAUUUUUGCUAUAGGCGAGGAUGGCGACAAAUUUUCAGACGAUGGAAGUGACGAAGAGGACGCAAAGCUUGUGAAAACGAAGUAAGAGGAGGAUGACAAUUGGCUCACGCUAAAUCUGCAUGCGAUCAAAGUUGGGCGCACAUCCUUUUUGUGUAAUUGUAGGGUUGUCGGAGGGAUCAAAUCUUACUGAUGAAUGAACCGAGUUUUCGAUUAAGCAACGUUUCCUUGCGUGGGUAGUGAUGCGUGUAGUAUAUGGGCUUUUGGUUUUGGAAAGAUCAUAGUUGUCGUAUAAGGAUACAAUGGUUUGAUCAAUUUACAUACUGUUACAAUAUCGUUUCAGAUUUGCCUCUCCUAAAGCAUCGUGAUGCAGUACAGCGGCCGGGCAAUGUCUGUUAUUAACCCAAGACGUCACCCCCAAACCCAACUGGUCGUCUUCGACCGUCAUUCUCAGGCAGGAUAGCCAAUGCCUUAUACAGUUUCCCCAUGCCGUCAGGGCCCUUAUCAACAAGGCGCUUCCAGGCUCCGUCGAUCUUAUCAGCAGUCUCUUUGUCGACGCCCGGCGCCUUGGUCAAUUGUUCAGCACGCUCUCGGAUGCCCAUCAACUCAAGGAAGUCACCCUGAUUGACGGGUCCAUGGACUUCCACGCCUUCACUCGCUGACAUGGCCACUUCAGCGAUGGCAGUGAAAUCGACAUCUGCACUCAAGUCGACCAGACCAGGCGCAGAAAAGGGAUUCACUCGCUUGUGGUGUCGGAUGCCGCGAAGGGAGUUGAUAGGGACGGUGUCUGACGUUCCGUAAUCAAGAAUAAGGGCAGCACCGCUGGGCUUAGUCUUGCGAUACUGUUCAGAACCGCCGAUACGAGUUGCAAAGUCUGUAGCGAAGAUGGACGCAUCUGGGCAGACUUCGAUGACGGAAUUGGGCAUAUUCUUGAGCUUGCGGUACCUUGUUGAGGUCUCAGGGAGAAAACGAGAGUGGCGAGUAGGCGUGGAUGAAAGUGUAAGCUGGAACUCAGGAGGCGGCUCAUCUUGCUGUGAUUUCGGUGUUCCAAGUUGAGCGUGAGUGACGCCCGGCGGUGUUGGCGAGACCAUCAUUUCUCGCCAUUCCAUAGCGGGUUUGGUGUUCUCGGGUGGUGGUUGAGCAGGCGAAGUCGGUGAAGAUGCCUUUGGCUGGGGAGGAGGAGCUGAAGCGGAUUGGAAGCUGUGAAUAGGGAGAGCAUCAAAGAACUCGUGAGCGAUUAUGAAGGGCAUUUUGUCAGCUUC
Molecule: messenger RNA, 3158 nt
Organism: Fusarium odoratissimum NRRL 54006
Lineage: Eukaryota; Fungi; Ascomycota; Sordariomycetes; Hypocreales; Nectriaceae
Exons: 7
Coding region: 368-1984 (538 amino acids)
Biological process (GO): retrograde transport, endosome to Golgi
Cellular component (GO): Golgi apparatus; membrane
Source: RefSeq, a predicted model, not a curated record